CUCUCUCCUUCCCACCUCAUACUUUAUACCCAACACUCCUCGGCCGGUAAUCUCUUCGUCUAUCAGACGCAGGUGGUGAUUUUGCGCUCGUCAGUUCCAUUUCGAGUGGAGUGACCCCACUAAGGAAGAAACCUCCUUUUCCUUGCCUUUGACCAUCAGCAUCCCUUCCAUCUCUUUUUGCCAUUCUCUUCCCCUCUUUCUCGUCAUCAUGGCUUUUGACCUCGUGAUUGAUAAUUUGACUGUGUUUUUUCUCACCGUCUUCGCCGCUCUUCUAAUUUGGCAUCGAUUUUUCUACCAACCCCAACCUCUGGUUCAUCCUCUCUUGCUGGGCAAGCAGAGUGAGGUGUCUUCAGUCAGAAGGGAAGGUGAAACGGGUGUUUAUAGAUCAUGGGCUACUGGACAGGGUACACCGUUAACCGUUCGACCUGCCAGCACUUUGAAGACUGUGCAAGAUGUCGUUCAAGCUCCCAAAGGUGUACCUUCAGUUGUACCCCGCUGCAUUCUGGAUACUUCUCUCACUGAUGAAGCUUUACAAGAGAUCCUACGAUUACUCCCUAUCGGCCUUCAGACUCUUUACCCAACACUGUCUACCUCUCCGACCGCUCCAACUCCAAUACUUACCCUUCUACCCCCAUCACCUACCACAUCACUCCCACUACUCUUACUAUAUCUCUCUUCACCACCCUGCUCCCCCCUGGUCGUUCUUCCCUCCCCUACUCUGCUCACCACAGCCCUCACUGCAACGUGCCAUCCUCGUCCAGGACUGGUAGUGGUCCAUGCUAGCAUCGCAGACGACGUGCUGGAACAAGUGCUCGAGGACUGUCACACUUCAGCCGGAGUGCUCUUGGUGGGUGAUGAGAGAAAGGAAAAGACCGACGUGAUGGGGAGUGCCACUUCAAGAGGAAUGACUGUUCAUUGGUGGGAAGAGAUCUGGGAUGCUGCAGAAGCUAGAAGCAGUACGACGCCUCUUCCUGAUGCACACUUCAGCGACGUGCAUAGCUACUUUUACAAUAUACCCAAAGACGACGCACCUGUGGCCAUAGUCAAAGUCACGCACAUGAAUGUUACGGCUGGAAUCGCCGCCCUGCUGUCUCUCUUUCCUGCAGACAAAAGACCUACGGCAGCAUUAGGUGAUGUGGUGGCCAGUGCCGUCAGACUGGAUACUCCUCUCGGGAUGAGCAUCGCUCUGGCUAGCUUGUGGAGUGCUGCUGGGUUUAGAAUGAUUGGACAUCCCACGCCUACCUGGGAGCCGACUGAAGGUGGAGAGGCAGCGGAAUUGGAGCAAAUUGCGGAUACAACCUCUGGUCUCCCAAAACCGAGCAUCUUAUUCAUCACGUCCGAACACCAUCUAUCAUUGCUCACGGAACUGCAAACAUCUUUUGUGGCACAUCCCCUUUCGGCUUUUGCUGCUCGGCAUCAGACACAGUCAAUUCGGGCGGGACAUGUCUCGCGAGGAGGCUUGCUGGAUCGAUACCUUUUCCGUAAUGUCCGUGAGGGUAUGCUGGGCGGUGUUGCUGGUGAACGUCUUCGUGCUGUCAUCGUCGUUGGCGAUGGACCUCCUGCGGAUUCUUUGGGAAUGUCUCACCUACUUCUCUCUCUUCCUCUCACCAGACUUCAUCCAUCUUUCUACGCCACCGGACCCAUUUUCGUUUCUCACUUCUACGACCUUCAAACGCCCGCGUCCUCCUUGCAGCGGAUGGUGUCAAAAGUAGAGGAUGCAGUGGAGGAACGAGCACAUGUCGGUCCCCCUGCUACCAACAUCGAGGUCAUAUUGAAGGGAGAAGAAGUGCAUUUGAACAGGGAAGAUGGGUAUGCGCUAGAGGGCGAGGUGUUCGUCAGAGGCCCGAGUGUGUUGGAGAGGAUUGAUCCAGCUUCUCCUGGAACCGCGGAAGGAUGGAUGGAUAUCGGAGAGAAGGCCAAAGUCCAGACGAACGGGACAUUUGUCAUGAUGUCUCCUAUUAUGUGAAACGAGCUGUCUUCGACAUUAUGUCUAUUCACGAUCUUAUCCCUUCAUGCCUUUCAAAGGCGUCAAAUUGAUGCUAUACAUAAUGAAUUGAGCAUACCUUCUUG
Molecule: messenger RNA, 2070 nt
Organism: Tremella mesenterica DSM 1558
Lineage: Eukaryota; Fungi; Basidiomycota; Tremellomycetes; Tremellales; Tremellaceae
Exons: 10
Coding region: 209-1966 (585 amino acids)
Source: RefSeq, a predicted model, not a curated record